This is a messenger RNA of Selaginella moellendorffii, 1947 nucleotides long. RefSeq names its product U3 small nucleolar ribonucleoprotein protein MPP10. The coding region runs from base 5 to 1696 and encodes 563 amino acids. Gene Ontology annotation, biological process: rRNA processing. NCBI's taxonomy places the organism in Eukaryota, Viridiplantae, Streptophyta, Lycopodiopsida, Selaginellales, Selaginellaceae. Gene Ontology annotation, cellular component: small-subunit processome; nucleus; sno(s)RNA-containing ribonucleoprotein complex. The transcript is spliced from 12 exons. The record is from RefSeq and is a predicted model, not a curated record.
GUUUAUGGCGCUCGAUGGCGCGGAGGUGGCUGCUGUGCGCGAUUCUGAGGCCAGCGCGUGGCUGGAUGCGUCGCCGGAGCUUGUGAGCAGUGCCAGAUCUUUCUCCGAGCAGAUAUUCGCGCUCGCUGUCACGUAUUUUCCCAGGAAUCCGCUACGCCGGCUGCUUACGCAGGGAUUCGACGCCGAGCAGAUAUGGCAGCAGAUCGAGAUCCAGGAUCGCCAGCUUCUUGCGUCCGUGAGGAGGCAGAUCAGGGAUUUGGAGAAGGUGGACGCUGCCGGGGAUUUUUUUGGAUUGGGAAAUGCUGUUACUGAGGAGCAAGAGAACGGAAAGGCGGAGGCUAGUGAUGAUUCUCUUAGUGAGGAGGACAAGGAAAAUGAGGGAGAGGAAGUGUCUGAUGAAGAGGAGGAAGAGGCGGAGGCUGGAGUGUCGAAUGUUUUGGAGGACAAGUUCUUGAAGCUCAAGGAUAUGGAUAGAUUUUUGCUGGAUGCUGAGGAAGACUACCAACGGGGGGACGAGGCUCCUGAAAAGGAUGAAGAGGAGGAUGACGAGGAGGAUGACGAGGAGGAUGACGAGGACGAUGGUGCGGAUUCUGACGACGGAGAUAAAGAUAUAAGAUACGAGGAUUUCUAUGGAAAGAUCAAGAGCAAGGAAAAGAGCCAAGUUAAAGAUCAUGACAAGGAACAAGAAGAAGAACCAGGCGAUGAUGACGAUGAUGAUGAUGAACAAGGGGAAGAUGAAGAAGAAGAGGUUAAUGAAGAGGACGAAGGACAACAAGAACAAGGACGUAAAAGCGAGAGGGUGCAAGAAAAAUCUUCGCAUGAAAAACAACUGGAGAAGACACAAAAGCGUAUCGAGCUGCUGGAAAAGGCUAACAUGGAUCCAAAAGACUGGACAAUGCGUGGAGAGAUUACGGCAGCCAAACGACCCAAGAACAGCGCGCUUGAAGCUGAUUUGGAUUUCGAGCAUAACGCGCGACCUGCACCUGUAAUCACCGAAGAAGUCACGACUUCUCUCGAAGAUCUCAUUCGGCGUCGUAUCAUUGACGGCCUGUUCGAUGAUGUUGAAAGGAAGCAAAAACUACCAGAUGUGCCUCUUGCGCAAAAGAUGGAAAUCGAUGAAAGCAAAAGCACGAAGGGAUUGGGUGAAUUAUACGAGGAGGAAUACAUGCAAUCUGCAGGGCUUGCAUCAGCUCCGGAAACCGAAGCAGAUAAACUGAAACAAGAGGCAAGAGAUGUGUUUAAAAGGUUAUGCAUAAAACUGGAUGCGCUGGCUCACUUCCAUUUCGCUCCAAAACCUGUGAUAGAAGACAUGGCUGUCAAAGAUGUUCCAGCGCUUGCUAUGGAAGAGGUGGCGCCUGUAUUCGUUUCGGACGCAUCGAUGUUAGCCCCGGAGGAGAUGUUUAGCGGUAAAGGAGCAGUAAAAGACGAGAAGGAGCUCGACAAAGGCGAUAGGAAGAGGAGGCGUGCCUCAAAGAAGCGUAAAUAUAAAGCUCAACAAAAAGCCCAAGCUCUGCCUAAAAGGCCUCGAACGGAUGACAAAACUGAAGAACAGCUUUCCGCAGCUCCUAAGAAGAAGCAAACUUCCGACUUCGUGAAAUCUGCCAAGGUUUUUGCGGAGCUUGACCGGCAAAAAACUCAGCCCGCUGCCAAAGCUAAGAUUGAAAAAUCGAUGCAACCUUCCUCUUUCAAGCUCUAGCCAGUGAUCACCUUUGGCAUUAAAAUAUACGUGGAAUGGCUCGCAAUUUUCCGAGGCUUUCGUCAAGCUUUCCUCUGAUCACUCCUACGCUGAGUGGUCAGAACGAAAGAAUUCUAGGUAGCUUUGAGCAAUCCAAAAGGAUCUUAGACAAAAAUGUAAAAGUCACAGGAUGGAACUAGAUGCCAAAGUUAUGCCUGGCGAGUGCCAUCCAGCCGAUGCUUCACGCUCUUUAAAACUCUCAGCUCACCAUC